This is a messenger RNA of Cylicocyclus nassatus, 1454 nucleotides long. The record is from the annotation of a GenBank genome assembly. Lineage: Eukaryota; Metazoa; Nematoda; Chromadorea; Rhabditida; Strongylidae.
GAUUUCAGAUCGCUGUGAAUAUGAGCGGAAAUUAUUCGAAAUCUUGUAAAGUGAUACACGUAUUCGUAAUUUUUGCAAUUCUCGUGGCUAUAGCUGUCACAUUCCUAGUGACUUACUUUCCCACAAAAAAUGCUUGGAAAUGUGAGGACAAGCAAGAGGAGGAAGAAGAACCAGCUGUAGAAGAUAUAGUGAGCGUCGAGUGGCUUGCGGAAAAUAAAAACACCGUCGUUCUACUCGAUGCAACGUACCAACCACCGACCCCUAACAACACAGAAUUUCAGGUCAGUAACGGCGAAGCAUACGAAAAAGAGCACAUUCCUGGAGCUGUAUUUUUUGAUUUCGCUGAGGCCUACCAUUCCAGCAAGUACAUAGUUUUCGAUCUUCAUCCUCCUGAAGAGUUUGAGAAGUAUAUACAACAGCUGGGUGUCAAUGCUGGAGACCAUGUAGUCAUCUAUGCUAGAGGAGCGUUUGCGGGAAUGCUGUGGGCAUCACGGGUGUGGUGGACAUUCAAGCUUUAUGGUCAUGAAAAAGUCUCGGUUCUCAAUGGUGGAUUGAAUGCUUGGAAAAAAGCUGGCGAAUCGGUGUCAAAUAUUGUACCGAAUGUUGAGCCAGGAAACUGGAAGGCAAAGCCCAUUGACAAAUCCAUUCACAUUACAUUCGAAGAACUGAGUGAAGGAAGACCCGGGAUACCAUCCUUGUUUGAUGAUUUGAGCAAGAUUAAUAUGAUGGAUGGCCGACCUGCAGGAGAGUUUACCGGUGAAGAUCCAUUGCAAAUACCUACCAAAGGAGUGCCCGGUUACCGUUUGCCAAAAUCUAAAAACUUGCCACUAGAUAAGGUUAUUGGAGCUGAAGGACUAAAAUCAAAGGCAGAAAUUGAGAAAGCUCUGGAGAACGUAGGGUUCAAUCGCGAUCUUCCUACAGUGACGGUAUGUAACAAGGGCGUACAAGCAUCAGUACUCGCUUUAGUACUGAGACAGCUCGGAGUCAAAGCUAGAGUUUUCAAUGGAAGCUUGACUGAGGUUGCUUUACGUGCUCCAGAACUGAUCAGCGAGAAGUGAUUUAUCUGCGUUCUUGUGCAAAUGUUCCAGUGAGGCUAAUUCUUCUACAAUUUUCUCCUUGACAACCAUAUCUUAUGAAGAUAGCAAUCAUUGAAUGACCGAUUCGUAAAACUUGGAGUUUCGUAUUUUGAGAACAGAACUAGAGUAUUGAAUAACGGUUUCUAUUUUUGCUACGGUAGAUAUCGUUUGUUAGAAAUGUGUGUGUUCUAUUACCGGUUCGCUAUUUUUAUUUUACGAGGGAAUGGUAGAGUCGAAGCGGCCAAUCCAAAUAAAACAAACGCUAGCUCUAAAUCUGUCUUCCUAAUUUGCAAAGCACUUGUGUGCGCGAAGCUAGUAGCCAUUGAAGGACAUUGUUUUGCUAAGAGUUGGGUGCGAAGUGCAAUUUUGGCCGUAUAG